AAGCCCGCUUUUGGUUUUCUUUUGGAGAAUUGUAUGUUUUUAAUGUGGAGCACAGCUACGGAAUCCAAAGCCAACAACAGAGAUUAGCGUGCCUGCUCUUCUUCAUUGACGAUCUGUUGUCGGGGAAAUUUCUAGGGUUUUUGGUUGGAGCUGUGGAUCUUGUUAUCCUUUGAUUUGAUUAACGAGGUUUGGUAGAUUCUUGUUUCUAGUACCUUUGUCUAGAUCUGUAGCACUUCAUAAUGACAGAACCAAGCUCAGUAGACAUGAUUUUGGACUUUCUGAGGAGAAAUAGCUUUAAGAGAGCUGAGGCAGCUUUGCAGAGUGAACUUAGUAGCCGCCCUGAUUUGAAUGGAUUCCUUAAGAAACUUACCGUAGAAGAAAAAGACUCUGGCAAGGUACUAGCAGAAGAAAAUGGGAAAAAAAUAGUGGGCGGAAGUCAUGGCUCAGGUUCUCAAAACAGUAGUGAGGUUUCUAAGGAACUUAUAGUGACAGAGAUAGAGUGUGGGGCUGGCAAAAAUGGGUCUGAAAGCAAAUGGAGAACUGCUGCUUCUACUGGGGAGUGUAAUAAACCUAGUGAAGCAAAAGUAGCAACUGAUAAAAGUUUCACUUUCUCUAAAAGUUCAGAGGAUGCUUUACCCAAUUUGCAGUCCUGGAGCUUCAACACUAGCAAUGGUCCUGAUAUGUACAACAAUGAUAGUUUUGUUAGUAGCACUAGCUUUUCAGAGCUAGAGAAACCGCAUCAGUCAAGAUAUCGUACAGCUGCUGCUCCUGACACCGAUAAAUCUGAAGAAGAGCUUUCCUUUUCUGGUGAAAUGAAAACUUCAUGGCUUGGAAAUACUAGCAAAACUAAUGUAGAUUCCAAGUAUGACAAGUUUCAUACCAGUGAAACUAAGGACCCUGAUCAGCAAUUUAAGACUAGCAGUGCAUACUCGAAGGAAAACUUUCCUGAUAACAGCAGAUGGUCUAGAACUAAGGAGCCCACUAGUUCAUCUUCAGAGAUAUGGAAAGAUUGUUCUGUCAAGAUUGUUUUUCCCUUCCCUAAGGGGGAUGUAUCAAUCAGUUAUGAUGCUGCUGGUUCUUCAGAUAAGAGAGAAGGGAAGAAGAAAGCAGAUCAGGUGGAUGAGGUUGGAAGGGCUCUAAUCUUCGGGAAGUCUCAAGGCAGUGGUGAGCAAAAAGGUAUAAAUGGGUUGGCCUUCCCUCUUGCAUCUGAUAAUCCAAAGGAAGAGUUACCUAGAUUGCCACCUGUUAAACUCAAGUCGGAGGAGAAGUCAUUAAAUGUUAAUUGGGAGGAAAAAUAUGAGCGUGUUGGCUCGGGGGUGAAGCUUACUAGUGCUGACAAUACCUUACUUAUAGGGUCCUAUCUGGAUGUUCCCAUUGGGCAAGAAAUAAACUCUUCAGGUGGGAAAAGGAAUGCUGGAGGUAGUUGGCUUUCAGUGAGUCAGGGAAUUGCAGAAGAUGCAUCUGAUCUGGUUUCUGGUUUUGCUACUAUUGGUGAUGGAUUAAGUGGAUCUGUUGAUUACCCAAAUGAGUAUUGGGACUCUGAUGAAUAUGAUGACGAUGAUGAUGUUGGAUACAUGAGGCAACCUAUCGAGGAUGAAGCCUGGUUUCUGGCUCAUGAAAUUGAUUAUCCUAGUGACAACGAAAAGGGGACUGGGCAUGGGAGUGUUCCGGAUCUGCAAGAAAUAGGUCAAACCAAGGAUGAAGAUGAUGAUCAAUCAUUUGCGGAGGAGGAUUCUUAUUUCUCGGGUGAACAAUAUUUCCAGGCAAAGAAUGUUGAACCUGUUGCAGCUUCAGAUGAUCCUAUAGAGCGGUCUGUAACUGAAAUGUAUAGCAGGACUCAUGAGAAUGAUUUAAUUGCCCAAUAUGAUGGGCAGUUGAUUGAUGAAGAGGAGCUUAAUUUGAUGUGUGCUGAACCUGUUUGGCAAGGAUUUGUUACACAGAAAAAUGAACUUAUCAUGCUAGGAGAUGGAAAAGUUUUCAAUGAAUGUGGCAGAUCUCUGCUGGGUGAUAUUUGUAUAGAUGAUGAUCAGCAUGGUUCGGUUAGGUCUAUUGGUGUGGGAAUCAACAGUGAUGCUGCUGAUAUUGGCAGUGAAGUACGUGAAAGUUUAGUUGGAGGUAGUAGAGAAGGGGAUUUAGAAUAUUUUCAUGAUCAUGAUUUUGCUAUUGGUGGGUCCAGACAAAGUCAUCAUGCGACAGACAGGAAAUAUAUUGAUAAAUCAGUUAGGGAUAACAGGAAAACUGGGGAAAAUGAUUCCAAUAAAUAUAUUAUUGGGAAUGAUAAAGGUCUGAGCUCCCAGGCGAAGUAUCUUGCAGCUGGGGGAUUUUCAUUUCCUCCACCGCUAAGAGAUGGGCAUUUGGUGCAGGCAGGCUCUAGUAAGUCUCUGUGGUUGAGUAACUGCAAUGCUUCUGGCGAUGAACAUGAUGACUGUUUGAGUGCUUUGAUGGGGUCCGAUGAUAUGCCUGCUACAUGGAGACGGAAAAGCAGCGAUUCUUCAACCACCAAAAGUUCUAGGGUUGAAAAUAAUGCUAAUGCUGUAAGAUCAGCAAAUUCUUGUCCUUCAACUCUCUCUAAUUAUGAUUAUGGUGAACAAGAGAAGAUCAAGAAAGAAGAGGAUGAGAAAAUUAGUGGUGUGAGGGGAGAGGAUCCUGGGGUAUCACUUGAAGAUGAAGAGGCUGCUGCUGUCCAAGAGCAAGUGAGACAAAUUAAAGCACAGGAGGAGGAAUUUGAAACCUUCGACCUCAAGAUUGUGCAUAGAAAAAACAGAACUGGAUUUGAGGAGGACAAGAAUUUCCAUGUUGUUUUGAAUUCUGUCAUAGCUGGGCGCUAUCAUGUUACUGAGUAUCUUGGGUCAGCUGCUUUUAGUAAAGCUAUACAAGCACAUGACCUGCACACAGGCAUGGAUGUAUGUGUGAAAAUUAUAAAGAACAACAAGGAUUUUUUUGAUCAAAGCCUUGAUGAGAUUAAGCUUCUCAAGUAUGUUAACAAACAUGAUCCAGCGGAUAAGCAUCACAUUCUCCGAUUGUAUGAUUACUUUUACUACCGAGAGCAUUUGCUAAUAGUCUGUGAACUUCUCAAGGCAAACUUAUAUGAGUUUCAUAAAUUUAAUAGGGAAUCAGGUGGAGAGGUUUACUUCACUAUGCCAAGAUUACAGUCAAUUACCAUUCAGUGUUUGGAGGCUCUCCAGUUUUUGCAUGGCCUUGGCCUAAUACAUUGUGAUCUGAAGCCAGAAAAUGUAUUAGUAAAAAGCUAUAGUAGAUGUGAGGUGAAGGUCAUUGAUCUUGGGAGCAGUUGUUUUGAGACAGAUCAUCUAUGCUCCUAUGUUCAGUCCAGGUCCUAUCGAGCACCAGAGGUUAUCCUAAGACUUCCAUAUGAUAAGAAGAUAGAUAUUUGGUCACUUGGCUGCAUCUUGGCGGAACUCUGUACUGGCAAUGUCCUCUUCCAAAAUGAUUCACCUGCGACGUUACUCGCAAGGGUAAUUGGAAUCAUAGGUCCCAUUGAACAAGACAUGCUUGCCAAAGGACGGGAUACAUACAAAUUUUUUACCAAGAAUCACAUGCUUUAUGAACGAAAUCAGGAGACCAACAAACUGGAAUACCUGAUACCCAAGAAGACAUCUUUGAGGCAUCGAUUGCCUAUGGGGGACCAGGGUUUCAUUGAUUUUGUUGCUCAUUUGCUUGAAGUAAACCCAAAGAAGCGUCCUUCUGCAGCUGAGGCUCUGAAGCAUCCAUGGCUAUCAUACCCUUAUGAACCCUUAUCAGCUUGAGUGCUCUGAAUAUUUGCUGAUGGAACUUGCUGCAAUUGCUCAACUCAUUUCAGCUUUCACAUUGAAUGGGGAAGGAGCUGUAUUUUAUUACUGACUGGAGUUGGUGUCAUCGAUUGAAGGAGUUUUCCCCCCUUUCAUGUGCCUGCGAAAUGCAUUCAAAGGUGUGUUUGGUUAUAUAUUAUUUUCCUUCCCCUUACCAGAGUAGUAAUUGAACUUUUACCAUUAUGAAGGAUGUAAUAUUGGAACAGUGUAUCCUUAGAGUUUAGUUCCUUCAUCACUCGAGGGGAAUCAAUCUUGUUGUACAUGAUGUUUGAUAAUUCCUGUAGAUUAUUUAGUAAUAACUUGUGAUAUAGUUGGUAACAAAAGUUUUGGUAUUGGCUGCACGCAAGGCUGCUAUCCCAACAAGUUUUAGGUUGAUUUGGGCUUUUUGGCCAUCAGAUAUUCAGAUAUUCUUCUCAUUUACAGCUUUGGCUUUUCAAUCGACUUCUCUCUCUCUCUCUCGUAGAUUGCACCAUGUUUUGUUUUAAAUCGUUUUUGUUAUUAUGAGGGUGAAAU
Molecule: messenger RNA, 4319 nt
Organism: Durio zibethinus
Lineage: Eukaryota; Viridiplantae; Streptophyta; Magnoliopsida; Malvales; Malvaceae
Biological process (GO): peptidyl-serine phosphorylation; peptidyl-threonine phosphorylation
Molecular function (GO): protein serine/threonine kinase activity; protein binding; ATP binding
Source: RefSeq, a predicted model, not a curated record